AUGAAUGCUCUCCAACGAAGUACCUCACAUUCUCACACCCAUCACCAUUCACAAUCCGAUGACUCCAGCUGGUCGUCGUCUUCAGAGAGCGAACCAGAAGGACAUCAACACAAAGGCAAACAAAAACGUCGAAAUAUGCAAAGAGGACACUCCUUCACCAUACUCAACGUCGGCAAGGAUAAGAAUCAGGAAGGCAAGCCAAGCUCGAAACAUGACGGCCGAUUGAACAUUUCUGUCGGCGAGGCUGCCGGCAAUGGAUAUAUGGCAAAGACUUUCGCCCAGACCGUACAGAACCACCUAUCAAUACCACACAAGCAUCCCUCUGAUGAUGAGCACGAAUCCGAUUCGGACUCUGAUGAUCAUCAUAUCAAAACCGACAACGACUCUGAAGAUGAAUUCUCCGACGACGCCGCGUCCAUCGCAUCCUCAUUCCAUGAAACCAUCAAGAGGCCUCGCUUGAAUAUCGUCAUCAUGGUGAUUGGCUCACGAGGCGAUAUUCAACCGUUCCUCCAGAUUGCCCGCAUACUCAAACGAUAUGGACACCGAGUACGAGUCGCCACGCAUCCAGCCUUCAAGGACUUCAUCGAGAAAGAUGUCGGGCUCGAGUUCUUCAGCAUCGGAGGCGACCCUUCAGAACUGAUGGCAUUCAUGGUGAAGAACCCAGGUCUGAUCCCCAGCCUUGAGACUGUCAGGCAAGGCGAGAUCGCCCGUCGCAGAAAAGGCAUGGCCGAGAUCUUUGAGGGGCUUUGGCGAGCUUGCGUCAAUGCUACUGAUGAUGAGGGUGACAAGGCCAAUAUGAAAAUGAUGGGAACCAAAGCACCGUUUGUCGCUGAUGCUAUCAUUGCGAAUCCUCCUUCAUUCGCCCACGUCCAUAUCGCAGAACGUCUGGGAAUACCUCUGCAUAUCAUGUUUACGUUCCCAUAUUCUCCGACAUCAUCCUUUCCUCAUCCACUCGCCAACAUAAAUCCACAAAAAGGCGGCGACACUAGUGUCGAGCGCAUCAAUUGGUUAAGUUAUCCAGCCGUAGAGAUUAUGACCUGGCAAGGCCUUGGUGACCUCGUCAAUCGUUUCCGCGUUAAGACUCUGGGUUUAGAACCUGUCAGCAGUUUGUGGGCACCUGGCGCACUCUAUCGGAUGAAGGUUCCUUACACGUAUCUCUGGAGCCCUGGACUUGUGCCGAAGCCUGAGGAUUGGGGUCCGGAGAUCGACAUUGCUGGCUACGUCUUCCUCGAUUUGGCGAGCGAUUAUGAUCCACCGAAGGAACUCACGGACUUCCUCGACGCUGGAGAUAGUCCUAUCUACAUUGGCUUUGGGUCAAUCGUCGUAGACGACCCAGAUAAGUUUACCCAGAUGAUCUUUGACGCUGUCAAAAUCGCAGGCGUCAGAGCGCUAGUUUCCAAGGGAUGGGGUGGUCUCGGUGGUGACAAUACCCCCGAAAAUAUUUUCAUGCUGGAAAACACACCUCACGAUUGGCUAUUUCCUCGUGUGAAAGCUGUUGUUCACCAUGGUGGCGCUGGCACGGCGGCUGCUGGCCUAAAGGCUGGAAAGCCGACUAUGAUUGUACCCUUCUUUGGAGAUCAACCAUUCUGGGGAGCCAUGGUAUCAAAAGCCAAGGCAGGUGCUCACGAAGCUACCCCCUACAAGAACUUGGAUGCAGAAAAACUCGCAGAAGGAAUCAAGCAAUGCCUGACGGACGAGGCUCGAGAAAACGCAGAGCAGAUUGCCAAAAGCAUUGCUGCCGAGGGUGACGGUGCAGAGAAUGCAGUCAAGAGCUUCCAUCGCAGUUUGCCCUUUGCAGGAAAGCGUAGCAUGAGAUGCUCUAUACUGGAAGACAGAGUGGCCGUCUGGAAGAUGAAGUCAUCGAGUCUCAGGCUAAGUGCACUAGCAGCGGAUAUCCUGGUCGAACAGAAAAAGCUCUCAUGGAAAGAUCUUCGUCUGUUACGACAUUACGAGUGGAAUGACUUUGAUGGUCCUGGAGAGCCCAUUUCGGGAGCAGGCGGUGCAUUACUGAAGACAGGUACUGGAAUUGCUCGAGGAGUAGGAAUGGUUCCUACCAGCGUUGCUAAGAAUCUCAAGAAGCGAGACGAACGUGAGAAGAAAAAGAAGGAAAGAGCAGAGCGGAAGGAGCAGAAAAGAUUACUGAAAGAAGCCGCCAAAGGAAAGAGCGGUCCGGAGAGCAAACAGGAUCCACAGAGACCUUCUGGACCCAGACACACUUCUACAAAUAGUACUCUUGAAUCUGCCAUGUCUGCAGAAGAAGAGCCUCUUGCCCAAGAGCUGGCCGAAGAAUUUGGUGACGCAUUUCUGGAAUCUGGAGGUGCACUCGCAAGUAUGCCAUUGGACUUAGGUCUAGCAAUCGGUCAGGGAUUCCAUAAUGCACCGCGACUCUAUGGAGAUGCGUCUGUUCGCAAACCCAUACGUAUCACUGGAAUGCAUUCUGGAUCGAAAGCUGCAGGACAAGAGUUGAUUUACGGCAUAUACGAUGGAUGGACAGGCCUAGUGACACAACCGAUGCACGGAUGGCAAGAUGGCAAGAGCAAGCGGAGCAAGCUCACCGGUCUUGGUAUUGGCUGUGCUCGAGGUAUUGGUGGUUUUGUCCUCAAGGAUCUCUCUGCCAUCAUUACUCCUCCCUUCUUCCUUGGACAAGGUGUGCGAAAGGAAAUCAGCAAACGCAUCGGUGGUCCUGGCACUACGUCUUUUGUCCGCAGAGCCCACAUUAUCCAAGGACAGAAGGACAUACAGGCUCUGCGU
Molecule: messenger RNA, 2751 nt
Organism: Aureobasidium melanogenum CBS 110374
Lineage: Eukaryota; Fungi; Ascomycota; Dothideomycetes; Dothideales; Saccotheciaceae
Product: UDP-Glycosyltransferase/glycogen phosphorylase
Exons: 2
Biological process (GO): carbohydrate metabolic process
Molecular function (GO): UDP-glycosyltransferase activity; hexosyltransferase activity
Source: RefSeq, a predicted model, not a curated record